This is a messenger RNA of Aspergillus steynii IBT 23096, 700 nucleotides long. RefSeq names its product LYR motif-containing protein. The record is from RefSeq and is a predicted model, not a curated record. The transcript has 4 exons. NCBI's taxonomy places the organism in Eukaryota, Fungi, Ascomycota, Eurotiomycetes, Eurotiales, Aspergillaceae. Gene Ontology annotation, biological process: mitochondrial respiratory chain complex III assembly. Bases 179 to 514 code for a protein of 111 amino acids.
CCUGAAGAAGAGGUCGCAGACACAGUUUUCUGUCUCGAUAAACAACAUUUUCAAGCCUACAACACGCCACGUCCCGCAAAGGUCCGCGACUACUUUGACGAAGACAUUCGUCGAAAGAUUCCCUGAAGGCUAUAUAAUCUAUUCAAGCCUAUCCAAAGCAUAAUCUCGCUCUUACAAAAUGGCCGUUUCCGCCCGAAGUGCCUAUCGUCAAAUUCUCCGCGCCACCCGUGUUGCUUUCCAAAAUGACACCCGUGUGAUGCUCGCUGCCCGUCAAGAGGCCCGUCGGAAUUUCGAUGACCAUCCUCGUGUCGGAAUCGACACCCCCAUGAAGAUCAACCAUGCCGUGGAGGUGGCCAACAUCCUGAAGCAUAACCUUGUGCAAGGGUCUCGAUCGGCCGAGGACGACGCUGCGAAAUGGGAACUUAAUAUUCACGACGAUAUCGAACGCGGCGACAACGAUUCGGUCAAGAUUGGGGGCAAGAAUGUCAAGGUUGACAAGCCAUGCUCUGCAUAGAUGGAACCUGUCUACGAGUGCUGGUCUGCAUGCUCUACUACUUGGGAUGAGAUUGCAGAAUAGUUGCAUUUGUGCUUUGUAUUAUAGUAUACCCGAACUUUUCUCUCCUUCCGGCGUCUUCUGGGGUAUUUUGGAUUGAUAACAGCAAUGUAAAAAGAAUAGACAAAACGCCCGCUUUGAAUGUAC